GUGAUUAAAUAUGUUGCGAAAUUUCCAUUCCAUACAUUAGAUUGUUAAUAAAUUGAUUUUUUAAUCAAAUUAAAUAAAUACAUCUAGUUAAAACUUAAAAUGCAUAGAAAAGUUAUAAUUGCUUCGUUAUUGCUUCUUUUUAUCCAAAUGUCAAAUGGUUUGCUUCGUCGGUGUUUUCAAUGCCGAUCUAGAGGUGAACUUGGAAGCUGUAAAGAUCCAUUCUCUUUUAAUGCAACUGAUGUUGAAAAUGAACCCGGAUUGUCGGCUGUACCAUGUGCAUCUGGAUGGUGUGGAAAAGUAAUUGAAGGUGGUGGCACAUAUGCCGUGGACGACUACGAUCAGGCAAUACAGCGGAUGUGUGUGCAACGGGGUCCUGAUGACAAUCAAGAUCGCUGCGCCAACACAGUUUACAAUUAUAAAAAAGUGUAUAUGUGCUUUUGCCAAGGAGAUUUAUGCAACUCAAGUUCAAAUAUUAGCAGUCAUUUUUGUUAUUUGGGUAUUUUAAUAGUCGCUUUUGUAUGUAAUACUUUCUUUUCCUUCCAACGAUAAAUUUAGAUUAAGUGUUCCUCAACACUCUCUAAAUUAAAUUAAAAUCCCGUUUAUAUUGUUAAUAAAAAUGAAACACGAAA
Molecule: messenger RNA, 629 nt
Organism: Bactrocera latifrons
Lineage: Eukaryota; Metazoa; Arthropoda; Insecta; Diptera; Tephritidae
Gene: rtv
Exons: 3
Coding region: 100-549 (149 amino acids)
Biological process (GO): positive regulation of voltage-gated potassium channel activity; sleep; regulation of synaptic transmission, cholinergic
Source: RefSeq, a predicted model, not a curated record